Beta vulgaris subsp. vulgaris (sugar beet) is the source of this 868-nucleotide messenger RNA. RefSeq lists its product as uncharacterized. Gene Ontology annotation, biological process: defense response to other organism. Bases 83 to 763 code for a protein of 226 amino acids. The transcript has a single exon. Lineage: Eukaryota; Viridiplantae; Streptophyta; Magnoliopsida; Caryophyllales; Amaranthaceae. The record is from RefSeq and is a predicted model, not a curated record.
CCAAAAAAACAUACACACACAUAAUAAUAAUUCUCAAGAGUCAUAAUAAUUAAAUUUCUUGGUACACAAGUCUAAAAAAGUAAUGUCGUCGGAGCUGGCUAAACACGGUGGUUGUCGCAGCGGCUGCGUAUACGCCGCCAUCUUACUCUGCCUUCUCCUCCAGCCAACAGUUACAAGUGGUUAUAUAUUUCAUUAUCGUUAUCAUGCACCCGAGUAUACCAUACAAGAGUUUACUGUUUCAGCCCUCAAGGAAACUCGGUCUACCAAUUCAUCUCAUCGGUACAAUAAUAAUAUCCACUUUAAUUUAAGGCUUAUAAACUGGGAUGAUAGAAGAAGAAUUUUUUAUGAUACUCUUAACCUAUCUUUCUAUUACAAACCUAAUAACUUGGCUAGUUUUUCCAUUGGAAAUUCCAGUUUUCCCCCCUUCCACGAACGCCAUUUUAGCAGUAACCGCAUCCACCGUAUAGGAAAUGUUGAGGCUAGAGGGGUAGAUUGGGAAAAUGUUACCGCGGCCGCGGCGCCGGUGAUUUUUAGGGUGGAGCUAGCAACCACCGUGAGGUUCGAGAAUGAUAUAUUUUCAAAGACAAAACGAUACCAUAUUAUGGUAGGAGCUGACUUGAGAGUCAAUGCUCAGGGUAAUUUGAUUAAGAGAAAGUUUCGUAGUGGAGUUAGACUUACAUCUGGUGCUACAAGGAAUUUUAUGGCCUGUUUUGUUCCAUUGUUUGGCAUUCUAUUUACUUUGUUUUUCUUUCAUUCUUGGUAGACUUGAUCACUUCAUUAUUCAUUUUCAUUUUCAUGAUCAUAUGUAUGUUAUCAUGGAAUGUUUUUUAAGUUUGAUUUAUUAAUUAUUUGUAUUGAUUUCAACUUC